AUGAUUUUAUUCGUUGGCUCGAGCGCGAAGGUGUGGCUUUUUCGCAGACGAAGAAGCGCGCCGAGGCGCGCGCGAGAGCGCGGAGCAGAGCUGGGUGAGCGGAAACGCGCGGACGACAUAUUUCGUCGCGCGUCCAGCGAUCUCACCGCCCCGCUGUCGAUGUUCGUUAUGGCGUCGUCGCUCGCGCGUCCGAUCAAGUCUGUGAAGGAGGUUCCGGACCUACACGUGCGGACGCCGCUCGUGCGAUCGAAUGCGCUGAGCGCGCUCGCCGAGCGGGACGUUUUGCUCAAGCUUGAAUCCGCGCAGCCGAGCGGGUCCUUCAAACUUCGGGGUAUCGGACGCACGUGCGCUCUGGCGGUGCAUCGCGACGGUGCGAAGUCGUUGGUGAGCUCGAGCGGGGGAAACGCUGGGUUGGCGACCGCGCACGCGGGACGCGAGCUCGGCGUCGGCGUCGAGGUUUUCGUCCCGGAGACGACGCCCGAGCGCGUGAGGGGUUUAUUACGAGCGUACGGUGCAGACGUCAUCGUUCGCGGGGCGCAGUGGAGCGAGGCGAACGAGGCGGCGGUAGAGCGCGCAACCUCCACGGGCGCGGCGCUCGUGCACCCGUUCGAGGGCGAGGACACGUGGGAUGGGCACUCCACGCUCGUCGAUGAGAUUGCGGAAGAUUUGGGCGGUACGUCGCCGGCGGCGAUCGUGACGUGCGUUGGUGGCGGUGGACUCCUCGCGGGAUGCCUGCGAGGGGUCGAAAGGGCGGGAUGGUUGGACGAGACGUUGGUGGUGGCCAUGGAAACCAUCGGUGCGGAUUCUCUCAACGCGUCCGUGCUCGCGGGGAAGCUCGCGACGCUCCCGGCGAUCACAAGCGUAGCGAAAUCGCUCGGUGCGGCGUCACCAUCGCCGACGGUGUUCGCGAGGUGCCUCGCUCUCGGACCGGGGCGCGUUCGAUCGGCGACGUGCACCGACGCGCAGGCGGUGUCCGCGUGCGUGCGCUUCGCCGACGAUCAUCGCAUCCUCGUCGAGCCCGCGUGCGGUGCCGCGCUCUCGGCCGUGUACACGCCAGAAUUAGGCAUCGUGAACGGCUUAGCCGAUGAUGAUAGACCCAUCGUCGUCGUCGUGUGCGGCGGCUCUGUCGUCGAUCGCGCAUCGCUCGACGCGCUCGCGGACGCGUAUCUGUAG
Messenger RNA from Ostreococcus tauri, 1173 nucleotides. RefSeq names its product Serine/threonine dehydratase,pyridoxal-phosphate-binding site. The coding region runs from base 1 to 1173 and encodes 390 amino acids. The record is from RefSeq and is a predicted model, not a curated record. Lineage: Eukaryota; Viridiplantae; Chlorophyta; Mamiellophyceae; Mamiellales; Bathycoccaceae. Gene Ontology annotation, biological process: L-threonine catabolic process; L-serine catabolic process. The transcript has a single exon. Gene Ontology annotation, molecular function: threonine deaminase activity; L-serine ammonia-lyase activity; pyridoxal phosphate binding.